UAGAUAAGACGUGGGUGGUUAAGGAAGAUUAUUUAUUAAUCAUCUCCCUCAGCUGACAUAUAAGCUCUCAACUGGAGGCGGGUCGUUCAGUCCAGCUCAAGCUUCCUCUGCCUCACUUCCUCGGACCAAGUUCAAACAUGGCGUGUAUCGUGCACAGUUGUUGCUGCGGAUGCACACUCCGUACUGGGUCUCUCGUCAUAGCCAUCCUGAGUCUGAUUGGCUGCAUAUUCAACAUCGUCAGCAAUAUCCUCAGCGGGUUAGCAGGUUUCCCGGCAGCAUGGGGCGCGGUGGCUGUCAAUGUUGUUGGUUUGCUCAUUACUGUCAUGCUGUUGGUCGGCAUUCAGAAGAACAACCGAAGCCUGGUCAUGGCCUGGGUCUGGAUCAACGCCAUCCUCAUGGUCAUCAACAUCGGCCUUUCUAUCGCUAUCAUGGCCCUGGGAGCGAUCGCCGUCGGAGUGGUCGCCCUCAUCUUCUGCGCUCUCUCUGUCUACUUCAUCGUCGUUGUCUAUUCGUUCGCGAUGGUGGAUCUCCAAGGCGUCGGGAACAUGGCUUGAGGCGACCGGGAGGAAGGGAAGAUGAAGGCAACAGCACCUGCACGACUUCAGUAAUUCUGGAUGUGGAAGAGAUGGGCGCGCAAAGAUGUAGUUGUUUGUUACUGAUGAGUGCUAGUGCGUUGGAAAUUCGUUUUUUUUUUCUUGAUACUUGUAAUUAUCAUUGUUAUGUAUGUAGAAUUAAGAAUGUAUGGUACAAUGACUUUUUUAAUAUUUUGGCUAUAAUAAAUAGUUUGGACUGAAAAGUUGUAGAGAGAAGAAUAACUUUAAGGUGAACUACCAUUUCUGGAGGAAAUAAUGUUGUUUCCAACUUAUCCGAAUACAAAUUUAUACUUCGGAUGAAAUAAUAUAUCUCUUGUAUUCAUGUUAAGUAGAAAUAAUUACUAGGAAUGAAGUACGUCAUGGAAGGGAAAGGAAAGAGGUAGACUGAGGAAGCUAUGAAUAUUUGCUUUAGAAAUAAGAUGAAGGUUUGAAGAAAUUUAGUACAAAGGAUCAAACGACAGAGAAAACGAAGACAAAAACUGAUUAUGAAUACUUCGGCAUUUUGAUGUUUUCUUAAGCCCGUGUGAGUUAAAAGCUUUUACACUGAAUUCAGACUGAAACGAUACUGCAUCUCUGACAUGAUAUGGAAUGGUAAGAUUAUCUUUUUUUAUAAGUGAUUAUUCCAAUAAAUACGACAUUCAAAUCUGAAUGGCAACUUUU
Penaeus vannamei (Pacific white shrimp) is the source of this 1253-nucleotide messenger RNA. RefSeq lists its product as uncharacterized. The record is from RefSeq and is a predicted model, not a curated record. Lineage: Eukaryota; Metazoa; Arthropoda; Malacostraca; Decapoda; Penaeidae.